UCUCUACCCAUACCUUGGCAGUUGGAUAGGCGAUAUCAUUCAAUCCCAUCUCCCCUCACUCACCUGCUCCCAACUUCCCGCAUUAAAUUACUAACAAACAACAAAGGAAGCAUCCCAUUAGACCCAUAGCUCUUGCAGACCGUCGCUCGCCAUCCGGAAAGAAAGAAGGAACGAAACAAGGAGCAGAGAUGGACGGAUCGUCGAGCUCUUUGAAAUCGGCGGCCCUCUUGGAGCAGAUGAAGCUCCAUCUAGCCUCCGACGCCGGCAAGGAUCUCACCAAGAAGAUCGGCCUCGUCUACCAGCUAAACAUCGCCCCCAAGAAGAUUGGGAUGGACGAGGAGAUCUAUGUCGUCGACCUCAAGGAAGGAAAAGUCACCAAAGGUCCGUAUAAAGGGAAGCCCGACACGACGUUCUCGUUCACCGAUAAUGAUUUCCUCUCGAUCGCAACCGGGAAGAUGAACCCACAGAUGGCGUUUAUUAGGGGUGCAAUGAAGAUCAAAGGCAGUAUAAGUGCCGCACAGAAAUUUACACCGGAUAUUUUCCCAAAGCCUUCAAAGCUUUAAAUAGGAAGCAUAUGUGCCCUUUUCUGAUUAUUGUCUGAUAAACCAUGCCUCUUCUCUAUAUAUAUAGUUAUGUUAUGAUAAAAUAGUAUUACUUGAACACAAUUGAAGGUUCUUUUCAUGUAUAAGGAUAAGUGUUAUAAAUGUAACAAUUUGGAUUGACCAUUUAGUGAUAUUUUUGAUUCUUUUGUGAUGCACCCAUGUUAUAAUUAAUAUGAGGGGUUCUACUGAA
Messenger RNA from Phoenix dactylifera (date palm), 792 nucleotides. RefSeq names its product sterol carrier protein 2 (gene SCP2). Gene Ontology annotation, cellular component: cytosol. The record is from RefSeq and is a predicted model, not a curated record. NCBI's taxonomy places the organism in Eukaryota, Viridiplantae, Streptophyta, Magnoliopsida, Arecales, Arecaceae.